Messenger RNA from Pyricularia pennisetigena, 531 nucleotides. RefSeq lists its product as uncharacterized. Bases 1 to 531 code for a protein of 176 amino acids. The record is from RefSeq and is a predicted model, not a curated record. NCBI's taxonomy places the organism in Eukaryota, Fungi, Ascomycota, Sordariomycetes, Magnaporthales, Pyriculariaceae. The transcript has 2 exons.
AUGGACUGGAUUGAGGCUGUCCACCGGCGUUCUCGCGGCCUUGACCUGGGCUCUCUGGGCCCCAGUAUUCUUCCGGAUGUUUUCCGAGAGCAAUCGGCGAAGUGGGAGACAAUCGCGAAGCAAUACCUUAGCAAGAUCAUCCUUCUUGUUCAUCGCUUCAUCCUGACGGCACUGGAGGUCGUUUGUGCAGACAGUCAGGUACUCCAGAACGUCUCAUCCGCCAUUCUGAGCGACCUGUGCACGACGUACGAGAGCACGCAUGCCACGGAGACCAUCCACGAUACCCUGGAGGCCUACUAUAAGGUAGCUUACAAGAGAUUCGUUGAUAAUGUCUCCAGCCAGGCGGUUGACUACCAGCUUCUUUCUGGUCCUAAGAGCCCCCUUCAGCUAUUUUCGGAGCAAUGGGUCCUCUGCUUAAAACCGGACAAGCUGAUUCUUCUGGCAGGGGAGUCUCGUCGGACGAGGGAGCGUAGGGAGAGACUGGAGAAGGAGGUACAGGACUUGGAGAUUGCGAUAGAGAUUCUGCGUUGA